This is a messenger RNA of Lycium barbarum (goji berry), 321 nucleotides long. RefSeq names its product putative lipid-transfer protein DIR1. The record is from RefSeq and is a predicted model, not a curated record. Gene Ontology annotation, molecular function: fatty acid binding. The transcript has 3 exons. NCBI's taxonomy places the organism in Eukaryota, Viridiplantae, Streptophyta, Magnoliopsida, Solanales, Solanaceae. Gene Ontology annotation, biological process: systemic acquired resistance. Bases 1 to 321 code for a protein of 106 amino acids.
AUGGGAUUAUCUACAGCAGAUACUAAGAGACAAUUUCUGUUUGCAGAUUUUGCUCAAGAAGUACAAAUUGUAAUAUCAAAUGGUGCAGGAACACCAAAAACUAUUUGCAGGGUCACAAUCAAUCAGCUUGCACAAUGUCUACCAGCAGUGAUGGGGCAGAAACCGCCACCGCCAACACCGGCUUGUUGCGCGGUACUGCACAAGGCCGAUUUGCGGUGUAUGUGCAACCAGAAAUCUGAACUGGGAAAAUUUGGAAUCAGUCCUAAAGCUGCUAUGAAACUGCCAAAGCAAUGUAGUAUUAAUGUUCCCCGUGGAUGUUAA